This is a messenger RNA of Rhododendron vialii, 2393 nucleotides long. Its product is annotated as aminopeptidase P2. Lineage: Eukaryota; Viridiplantae; Streptophyta; Magnoliopsida; Ericales; Ericaceae. The record is from RefSeq and is a predicted model, not a curated record. Gene Ontology annotation, molecular function: metalloaminopeptidase activity. The transcript has 13 exons. Bases 75 to 2198 code for a protein of 707 amino acids.
AUCAUCCUCCUCUUUCCACAGCAGCAACUGACUCUCUCUCUCUCUCUCUCUCUCUCUCUCUCAGCGCAAAAACGAUGGAGUUCACAGCAGCAGCAUCUUCUCUCUCUCGACACCCCCGCUGCUUCCGCCUCUUCUCUCUCUCUCUACCCAUUUUCUCUGAAUUCAAAACCAGUCCCUCGAUUCCCAGUCCUUCCCCCAAACUCCCCCUUCUCGUCGCCCGCUGUAGUAGCUCUGGCUCCGUCACCGCAAAGCCCUCGUCGGAGCUCCGAAAGAAACGCGCCGCCGGUUCGGAGCGAGACGACAAGCUUCGAGCCCUCCGUGAGCUCUUCUCGAGGCCAGGGAUUGGCAUCGAUGCUUACAUCAUCCCUUCUCAGGACGCCCAUCAGAGUGAAUUCAUAGCUGAAUGUUAUAUGAGAAGGGCCUACAUAUCAGGAUUUACUGGUAGUGCUGGGACUGCUGUUGUCACAAAGGAUAAAGCAGCUCUGUGGACGGACGGACGAUAUUUUCUUCAGGCAGAGAAACAGUUGAGCUCUAGCUGGAUUCUCAUGCGGGCUGGUAAUAUGGGAGUGCCUACCGCUGGUGAAUGGCUUAAUGAUACUUUGGCUCCGGGUUGCAGAGUCGGCAUCGAUCCUUUUCUUUUUUCUUCUGGUGCUGCAGAGGAAUUGAAAGCGGUCAUAUCUAAGAAAAAUCAUGAGUUGGUUUACUUGUUUGACAUAAAUCUGGUGGAUGAAAUAUGGAAAGGCUCAAGGCCGAAACCUCCAAGCAGACCCAUAAGAGUCCAUGACCUAAAAUAUGCUGGUGUUGAUGUGGGGGCAAAAUUGUCUUCCCUGAGGUCUGAACUCAAAGAUGCUGGUACAUCUGCAAUUGUUAUCUCUAUGCUUGAUGAAAUUGCGUGGCUUCUGAACUUGAGAGGAAAUGAUGUCCCGCAUUCACCUGUUAUGUAUGCGUACUUAAUUGUGGAGAUGGAUGGAGCAAAAUUAUUUAUUGAUAACUCGAAAGCUACCCUAGAUGUUAUGGAGUACUUGAAGAAUGCAGGCGUAGAGUUGCGACCAUAUGAAUCAAUUCUUUCAGAGAUAGAAAGUUUGGCAAUGAGAGGGGCACAACUUUGGUUGGAUACAUCAUCGGUUAAUGCUGCUAUUGUGAACACAUACAAGUCUGCCUGUGAGAGAUAUUUUGGAAGCCUUGGAAAUAAAAGCAACAAUAACAGAAAUAUAUCCAUAUCCUACGAUGGUUACAAUGGUCAAUCUGGGGGACCUGCUUUUAUUUGUAGGACUUCCCCUGUUGCUAUGGGAAAGGCUGUGAAAAAUCAAGCUGAGUUAGAAGGAAUGUGCAGCUCUCAUCUACGGGAUGCAGCUGCUCUAGCACAAUUUUGGGCCUGGCUGGAGGAGGAAAUUCACAUGGGCGUGGUUUUAACAGAAGUAGAAGUUGCGGACAAACUUCUGGAAUUUCGUUCAAAGCAAGCUGGUUUUGUUGAUACUAGCUUCGAUACAAUAAGUGGUUCUGGUGCAAAUGGUGCUAUUAUACAUUACAAGCCGGAGCAAGAUAGCUGUAGCAUUGUGGAUGCAAAGUCACUCUUCCUAUUAGAUAGUGGAGCUCAAUAUAUUGAUGGAACCACUGAUGUUACGAGGACAGUACAUUUUGGGGAACCCUCUACACGGCAGAAAGAAUGUUUCACUCGAGUUCUACAGGGCCAUAUUGCUCUUGAUCAGGCAGUAUUCCCGGAAAAUACCCCGGGUUUUGUUUUGGAUGCUUUUGCCCGUUCUUUCCUUUGGAAGAUUGGACUCGAUUACCGACAUGGGACUGGCCAUGGUGUAGGAGCAGCGCUGAAUGUCCACGAAGGCCCUCAAAGUAUCAGCUUUCGAUUUGGGAAUAUGACCCCCUUGCAGAAAGGCAUGGUUGUUAGCAAUGAACCUGGCUAUUACGAAGACCAUGCUUUUGGCAUUCGGAUUGAGAAUCUCCUUUAUGUGGAAGAGGCAGACACGCCAAAUCGAUUUGGAGGAAUUGGGUAUAUGGGAUUUGAAAAGCUUACAUUUGUUCCCAUUCAGGCAAAGUUGGUUGACUUAUCUUUGCUCUCUGUUGCCGAAGUUGAAUGGCUGAAUAAUUACCAUUCACAAGUUUGGGAGAAGGUUUCACCUCUGCUGGAUGGUUCUGCACGUCAAUGGCUCUGGAACAACACACGACCACUUGUCAAACCCUAAAUUGUAUACCGUCUGUGAUUGUAGUCAAGUUGUUUGUAGAUAAGGUACCGAAUUUGUUUGCAGUUAUUACAAGAAUCAUUCUGUAUGCAUUUUGUUAUAAGAAUAUUUUUUAGUUUGUGCCAUUUCUUGGCGAAAUAAUUUCAUCUAAGUGUAACAAGUACACGAAAUGUUCCAAGUCUUCCAUUUACUUUUUUU